AUGUUUGGUGUUAUUGGUCCAAGUCCACUUGAUGACUUAAUAAAUUUUGACACUACUGCUUCUUUGCCAGAAGAUGUAAUGCAGGAUUAUUUUGAAGGUGUAUGCCCGGUCAUUAUCAUGGAGGUGUUAAAGGAAGCAUCAUAUUUAAAGCUGAUUACUUUUGCUGCUAUUCAAGAGAGAACAGAAAAUUUUUCUUAUGGUGAAUUAGAUGCAUCAAAUAAAUCUCCUCCUAUACAAGUUAAACAUUUAAACAAUGAUCGUAUUAAUAGAAGUGUAGCUCAAAAAUUCUAAAAACCAAUAUCAUCAUCAACAUCAAAUGAUACAACAUUGUUAAUUGUCGAUCAAAAUGAACAAGAGGUUUAUGAAGAUGAAGAUGAAUUAGCACAACCAACAAUAGAUUCAUCAUAUGCCAUAACUACUAUUACAUUAAAAAAUUUAACAGAUAAAACUCUUCCGGAUCCAUAUUUCCUGCCAACUUUGCCGAGCCAAACAUCAAUCAUACAAGAUGCACCAAAUGAAAUACAACAAAUGAAAGAAAAAGCUGAAACACUUAAAACAAGUUUUCAAAACAAAACAAUUGAUGAUCAACAUUAUCAACAGUUAUGA
This is a messenger RNA of Rotaria sordida, 606 nucleotides long. NCBI's taxonomy places the organism in Eukaryota, Metazoa, Rotifera, Eurotatoria, Philodinida, Philodinidae. The record is from the annotation of a GenBank genome assembly.